Cladocopium goreaui is the source of this 954-nucleotide messenger RNA. Lineage: Eukaryota; Dinophyceae; Suessiales; Symbiodiniaceae. The record is from the annotation of a GenBank genome assembly.
GUUUUGGCUCUACCUGAUUAGUGCUAAGUGUGAAGGAACGAACGAGGUAAUGUUGGGCGGACAAUCGCGGAGAAGGCUUAGGCCUUUGGCGCUUCCAUUGAUUCUUGUGCUAUUGCUAAGCUUGACGCAGGUGUCGUUGCCAAGCUUCAUUGGUGUGCCUCGGACCAGCAUCACACGAGAUGCAGUUUUGAGGCAAGCUGCUGACAAGGGCUUUGGAUCUGGAGCCAAGGUUCCAAAGAAGAAGAAGAGCAAACAGGAUGCUUCGGACGAGGAGACCAGCAUUGUGAAGGAUAAGAAGUCCUCCAAAAGCAAAGCUUUGAGUAAGCAGCGGCUUAGCGACCUCAGAGAUAAGACUCUGGCCUUGCGACAAAAGCGCGAGGAAGAGUUGGAUGAGUACGAGAUGGGCAAAGCUAUGAUUGCCAAGUACGGCCGAGAAGUGGCGGUGAUGCCUCAAAAUGUGGCCGAGCGUGUGGCCAAACGUGGUAUGGUCAUUGGUGGAUCCUUUUACGCCACCAUGCUUGCAGUCUUCGCAUUUGGCAUCAUUCUUUUUAAGACUCAGGAGAUCGUGAUUCCUCCAACACUUAUGGCGUUUGUGACGCUGGCUCUUCUUGCCCUUGCAAUUUUUGGUGGCUCCUAUGGCAUGAUGUCUGCGUCUUGGGACCCCGACAAGGAGGGCAGUGCCUUGGGCGCAGAGGAGUUUGGUGACAACAUGAAAAUCCUUGGAGAAGGCUUCAGGAAAGCCACGCUGCAGACAGAAUACGAGAAGGCCUUGGAAGUGCGAAACGAGCGUCGAAAGCUGUUGGAGGCAAAGGAAAAGAAGAAGCAGGAACUGCUCAACAAGUGAGGGAUGGGAACGAAGGAAUCCAGCUAUUUUAUUUUCAAGCUGCACCAGCGUUCCAAUGCAGCAGCCUUUUGGCCACCAACAGCAGCUGAUGCUGACACCGUCCCCAAAAC